Molecule: messenger RNA, 4947 nt
Organism: Rhinopithecus roxellana (golden snub-nosed monkey)
Lineage: Eukaryota; Metazoa; Chordata; Mammalia; Primates; Cercopithecidae
Gene: ZNF641
Product: zinc finger protein 641
Exons: 6
Coding region: 709-2025 (438 amino acids)
Biological process (GO): negative regulation of transcription by RNA polymerase II; regulation of immune system process; regulation of cytokine production
Source: RefSeq, a predicted model, not a curated record
GGAGGGAGCUGCGGCUGGAGGGAGGGACUCCUGGUUUCCCGGGGCGGCGGGUGGGGGCUCGGUCACCCAUGGGGGCGGGGAGGAGGAUCGAUGCGGCUUCCGGGUUGCUGCCUUUCCCGGGGGUCUGCCCCGCUGACAUUCUGUGCCCGCCCCUCGCCCUGUCUCCCCGUGCCCAUCGCAGCUGUCAGGCCCUGCGGGCUUCCGCGGCUGUCACUCGCGCACAGGUUACCCCGUGGCUCCCUUUCUCCUCACUUGCUCAUGCCCCAGCUAAUGGGAAACCUGUUUUCUGACCUCACUUCCCCUGCUCCACUUCUGCCUUGCUCGGAUUCUCUGAAAUCUGACCCUUUCCAGGGGCACUGUGACAAGAAGGAGGGAAGAAGCAACCUUGCCCCUGAGCAGGCUCCCGUCCCGCUCAUGCCCCACCCGUGGCAGGGGCCAGGGUUCUCUUGAUGGACGGAGCACAACUCGUCCGUGUGCCCUUGGGCUACUCAUUUUUAUAACAUGGCCCGUUUUCUGUUCAUCAGUACUGGCUGCAAAAACUUCCUUUUACAGGUCCCUUGCUACCCAUAUGUGUGAAGAAAAGGGGGAAAUGAAAGCCCUAAAACGCAGACUCCAGUGGGCAUGGGAUCAUCCUGGAACCAGGAGAAAGGAAGUUAGGGCUACCACCUUAACCACCCAGGUGCUGGCUCUGCGUGAACAUCUUAGGAAAUGCAGGCUGAGGACAGGUCACAAUUUGGGUCUGCAGCAAAAAUGCUUUCAGAACAGACAGCAGCUCUGGGGACAGGAUGGGAAUCAAUCAAUGUACAGCUGGAUGGAGCAGAGCCCCAGGUGGAAAGGGGAAGCAAGGAAGAGGGGCCAUGGAGAACAGCACCAGGGCCUCUGGAGCACCUGUGCUGUGACCUUGAAGAGGAGCCACAGUCCCUUCAGGAGAAGGCUCAGUCUGCUCCCUGGGUUCCUGCAAUUCCCCAGGAGGGGAACACUGGAGACUGGGAGAUGGCAGCUGCACUUCUUGCAGCUGGAUCACAGGGCCUGGUAACCAUCAAGGAUGUGUCACUGUGCUUCUCUCAGGAGGAGUGGCGGAGCCUGGACCCCUCUCAGACAGACUUUUAUGGAGAAUAUGUCAUGCAAGAAAACUGUGGGAUAGUAGUCUCUCUGAGAUUUCCAAUUCCCAAACUGGACAUGCUUUCUCAACUAGAAGGAGGAGAAGAACAAUGGGUCCCUGACUCCCAGGACUUAGAGGAGAGGGACAUUCUGAGGGUCACAUAUACAGGAGAUGGAAGUGAACAUGAGGGGGAUACCCCUGAACUAGAAGCAGAACCUCCCAGAAUGUUAUCCAGCGUGUCUGAAGAUACUGUUCUCUGGAACCCGGAGCAUGAUGAGAGCUGGGAUUCCAUGCACAGGAGCUCCAGAGGAAUGCUCCUGGGGCCCCCUUUUCUUCAGGAAGACAGCUUCUCAAACCUGCUGUGUAGCACAGAGAUGGAUUCCCUGUUAAGACCCCACACAUGCCCCCAAUGUGGGAAACAGUUUGUGUGGGGCUCCCACCUUGCCAGGCAUCAACAAAUACACACUGGGGAGAGGCCCUACAGCUGCCUCAAGUGUGAGAAGAGCUUUGGGCGAAGACAUCACCUCAUCAGGCACCAGAAAACCCACCUACAUGACAAGCCCAGCAGGUGCUCUGAGUGUGGUAAGAAUUUCCGAUGCAACUCCCAUCUGGCCAGUCACCAGAGAGUGCAUACAGAAGGCAAAUCCUGCAAGGGCCAAGAGGUUGGAGAGAGCCCUGGCACAAGGAAACGGCAGCGUGCCCCACCAGUGCCAAAGUGUCACGUGUGCACUGAAUGUGGGAAGAGCUUUGGCCGAAGGCACCACCUUGUGAGACACUGGCUGACCCACACUGGGGAGAAGCCCUUCCAGUGCCCUCGCUGUGAGAAGAGCUUUGGCCGAAAACAUCACCUGGACAGGCAUCUGCUGACCCACCAGGGACAAAGUCCCCGGAACAGCUGGGACAAAGGAACAUCUGUCUUUUGAAACCUGUUUCCACUACAGCUAUGGUCAAGUCUAUCAGCCGGUGCUACUAGGAGUCACUGCCAGGGCUGCCGUUCUUCUGAACCCCAGGGGCCAGAAUCAUUAGCCCUAACCCCAUCCCUAGAAAGAUGAGGUCCCAGCAAUGGCCAGAGCAUUUCUCACCAGUUCUGUGAGAUAGCACAUAAAAAUAGAGUUCUUUGGGCAAAACUUUUGGGAAGCAAUGCAUCCUACAUGGGCUGAUAUUCAGCCUGAGCCAUUCUCAAGAGAGUGGUACCGGCAGUUUAUGGCUGAAAUCCAUUCUGAUUUGUUGGAGCCUAUGCUAUACCAAUUGUUAAAUAUUUUGAGUAUCACUUUUCCAUACUGUUACUAUUAUAUUUUCUCUCUAUAUAUAGAGAAAGGCCAUUUUAGCAUCGUAAAGGCUCUGAAAAUUUCUGCAGUAGACCAAACUGAAGAUUCUAUUAAUGCAGUGUUUCCUAAAUGUAUUUGACCUCAGUAUCCUAUUUGCAUCCCACAGAACUGGUGACUGUGAAACACUCUGGUGAACACUGGGUUAGAGAGUAAUGAGGAAAUGAGACUUAGUGAUCAGGCAUCCAGAGCCCCUCCUUUUAUCCAUAUGAAAGCCAGCGGGGCCAGGCAUUGUUUCUGUGUGGGUCUGUCUGCCUUACCCCAGUCAGCAGUAUAUACAUCUACACCUCUCACCCUCACCUGCUGAAAACAGUAACCUUUUUACCCCUUAUUCCUACUCCCUUCAUCCUGCACAUACAUAUAUCCAGCUGAGAAAUCACACUACGAGGCUAAGAGAUGACCUAAUACCCCCAAAUAACCCAGGUCCACACAGAAAAAAAAAAAAAAAAAAAAAAAAAAAAAAAAAAAAAAAAAAAAUUAUCCCCUUGAGCAGACCCCUCUCUCCUCUUGACUGUCUUUAUGUGUCUUGUGUAUUUGUGUGCAGGGUCUUUGAAGAGAGCAUGCUAUGUGCAAAUUGUACAAGCUAGGUUUUCUAGGGGCUGUGUUCUGGGGAUGAGGGUAGUGGGGAUUAUAUGGGUUUCUGUUUCAAGACAGGAAGCAGUCUGAUUAGGGAGCACUAGUGGAAAGGGUUAAAUGACAGGUUAAGUUGUCGGAGUUGAGUACAAAGCUUUCCCAGUUAUUGCUGAGAUCAAGACAGUUGUGAAUGUGUGUUUCUAGGUCUGAAUCUCUGGGCUGCAGAUUGCUUUUAACUGAGCAGAGAAAAGUCUGGGGAGGUGAGCUGUUUCUUGUUGAUUUCAGGCAAGAGGCACAGAAACUUUGUAUUGAGUGGGGAUUUUGUUUUAAGUGCUGGAAAAUUAGAGCAGGAAUUAACCAUGUUUGCAAGUUGUUGCCAUCACUCUUGUUUGACUUUGCCUCAUCAAGGGGCAAGUUAUUCUUGAAGAUCUCUUUCUCCCAGAAACAGAACUUUAGGGGAAAUGGCUGUGGCUUAGCUUUUCAGCUGAUGCAGGGUAAUGAGCUUUGUGGUUGGUUUUCCUUCCAUUUAUGGAAAGAUGUCCACACUGAGACCCUUAACUCUAGGGCUUGCAUAAGUAUUCUAGCAUCGUUAGUUGGUCAUUUUUUCUCUUUAUCAAUGAUUGUGUUAAUAUCAAUCUUAUAACUUAAAAAUUGUCUUGUAUGCAAGAGCUGUUUCGGGUUAGGGAGGAAGAGGAGCAAAGUGGGAUAUUUUCUUUUUAAUGCUUAGAUACUGUUUCUUCCCUAAGAUGUGUUUCGCAACCACAAUUGGUGGAGUGAACCAGAGAGGCAAGAGGAAGUGAGUUGCAACAAUUUAGUUUAGUGACUGUGCCUUUUGCAGGAAAAACUGGGUGAAUCACAGCUCCUCAGAGUCCUGGACUCAAUUAGAAUUGAAGAGAGACUUAUUUUGCUGACUGGGCUUCUUAGAGUUUAUGUGACUUGAGCAGCUUGGCUCCUGCCUCCUGCUACUCUGAGCAGCCUUCCUUCUUCCUGAAAUGCACUUCUCUUGUUUAUGAUCCUAUGAAUAAGGCCAAAUGGCUGGCCUUUGUAAGGCAGGUCUUGCCCUAGGUUCUCAGAAUCAGGAGCAUUUUAGGAUCAGUAUUAGGAGAUGCCCCAGAGAGUAAGAAAGCAUUGGGUUCAGUGAUAAAUCUGGACUCUGCCACUUCUUUUACUCUCCCUCUUUAAGACUAAAAGCUCUGCAUAAACAAUGGUUCAGAACAUGUCUUGGGUACAGACCUGUUGAAUCUGACAGAAACCAGAAACGCACUUUUGAGAAAAAGACAUUUGUAAUUCGCUCAGUUUUCCAUACACAUUUAGCAGGUUCAAAGCCCAUCUGUAGAAUCCCUAAACUGCCCUCAAAGAAAGGAAGUUACCCUGAUCUAAAAUAGUCAUUAUAUAUUUGUGUCAAGAGGCAAGGGUCACUAAAUAUUUUAAGGAUUAAGGUACCAGAGGCAUCAAUGUAUAAGGAUAUAGUCUGGUCUUUAAUUAUGACAAGGGUAUUGAUUACAUUCUACUCUCUGGGUUUCAAAAAGAUCUGACAUGCUGACAAAUCCAGCUCCUCACAAAUCUUGUGUGAAGGACUUGUGGGAAGUGGUAUUCCCUACUAUUAGAUCACGCCUCUUAAUAACUACAUGUUAAUGUCCAGCCUUUUAUCUGUUUGAGUAAUUGUAGGGAUAGAAAGUGAAGCCCCCAGAGUUAGGUGCAAGUAUAGCACUCAGCUGAAAGGCAUCAUGGAGUCUAAGGACCUUCUACAGAAGGGGCAAUCCUUUGGGUUAUUUCUGGUCUACCGCUGUCUUCUCUACCUCGGUCCAACACCACCUCCCUUGGACGAAAAAUAAAACAAGCAACAGCCAUCAGAUGAGUGAAUAGAUUUGAAUGAUUUUUCCCACAGGGAAUAAGCCUCAAAUGUUCAUGUUCCACCCUGUCCCCUUUAAAAAGAGUCUCUAUGUU